Molecule: messenger RNA, 2003 nt
Organism: Scatophagus argus
Lineage: Eukaryota; Metazoa; Chordata; Actinopteri; Scatophagidae
Product: fibrinogen alpha chain
Exons: 4
Coding region: 54-800 (248 amino acids)
Biological process (GO): blood coagulation; platelet activation; protein polymerization
Cellular component (GO): fibrinogen complex
Molecular function (GO): signaling receptor binding
Source: RefSeq, a predicted model, not a curated record
UGUGUGUGAGGCUGAAACAGCAGGAACAAGAUGGCCGACAGCCCUCCAGUGCCAUGUGGACACACAGGCAGCGACAGUGUCGAGCCAAAUCCGACUUCCCUCUGUGUUCAGACGAUGACUGGGUCUCCAAAUGCCCCUCAGGCUGUAGACUCCAGGGUUUGAUCUCGCAGGCGGAGAAUGAGAUGGAGGGAAAACUGCGGAAGGCGUGCAAGAUGGCGAAGACGUUCGAAGAUACGGCUGAGAAGUCCAUGACGGCGGUGACACAAAUCUACAGCUACAACCGGAGAGCCAUAAUCAACAGAUAUGCUUCAGAGCUGAAAUUCGUGGACCACGCCGAAGGACUGGCCAGGAAUCUCACUUCAUUACGGAGACGAUCGUCCAGACUAUCUCAGCAACUCUACAAGCUGCAACGCGACGUUCAGAAACAACUUGAGGACUUGUAUCCAACAGAGGUUGACAUUGACAUGAAACUGCGAACCUGCUACGGGUCCUGCAAACUGGUGUCACCAUUCAGCGUUGAUCAUUCCGGCUAUCAAGCACUUCAAACUGGCAUGGACCAGAUGGAUGAGACUCUCAGCCAGAGAAGGAGGGCAGCUGCACCUCCGCAAGACAUCCCACAUAUCAAGCUGAAGCUUCUAGACCCAGUCCUAGCACCAUCAGCAGAGUACAAAACCAUCCCCACAGUCCAGAGAGAACUGUUGACCCAGUUUGAGGACAUUGGACAGAACCACAUAGUCCUGGAGGAGCUGCUGGAGGAUUCUGUAGAUGUGGACCCUCUCAGUCCUGCACAGCUGGAAUGAAGGGGUUCAACUGGAGGAGGUCUAACAAAAGAAGAACGGGCCUUUCUUUUUAAUCUCAACAACAUUUAGGAACUUGGUUUUGAAAGGGCCUGUUCAAUUGAACAGUUCUUGAUUUUAUUUUGGAAAAUCUAUUAACACCCAGGGCUUGCAUCAGAUGACUUUGAAAUGCAGUCUGAAUACAAAUGAAAUUCUGGGGCCAAUAUUCAUAUUGGAACAUGGAAUAUGGAAGUGUUGUACUGUUGAUGUAUUCUGAAUGUGCUUGUUAAACACUGUGGCAAUGAGAAACAAUGAAGGCAGGAUAUUUUACAGCUUAACAAUAAACCUUAUCAAAUCAACAUCAAAAUUCACUAGGAAUUCAAAGUGGACAGAGACAACUUUUUUGCACAAACAUUUAAUGGAAAAAUGAAACCUUCAUGUUCAUGUUGGUAACCGAACAAAUGUUUGUUCGUGGCUGCUAGCAUUAGCGAUCCAGUUGUCUUUGUGACAGCAACACCAACAGUACGGUACCACGAGAAAAGUACCUGUUUCCACUUAAAUGAUUAGAUUAUCUUGAUUGUGAUUGAGUGCAUUAUUUAGCCCUGCUUGCUAUGCCCAUUGGUCACUUGUGGUAUUGCAGUAAAAAACAUCCAAAAAGUGUUUUGCCCAUAGCCUUUCAUUAUGAAAGAGACGCCUGUAAAACUGUCGACAGGACACUUUGAAUUCCUUCUCUUUGUGUGAUGAAUUUUGGAUCCAUGGAGGCUUUAUAUUUGUUAAACUUUCCUUGAGACGAGAAGUGAUUUGAAAAUCUGAUGUCAUCACAGCGUAAAGUCUCGAGGCCGAGCGUGAAGUCGUGUGAACUUGUAAAAGUUUUUUUUGGUGCAUGCACCAGGUGAGCAGGCAGGUUAAAUAGGCACACAUAAUUGUGUCUGGUGUAUAAUUCUGUUUAUACAUCCAUCCAAAACAAAUAAGUUUUCAUAUCGGAGCUUAUCAGACAACAUACUGACAUAUCUGUGAUCAUCAGAACAAAUAUCAUCAGGCUCUAGCCUCGGUGCAUUGAGAGCACACUCAGCACACUCCUCUGUUUUUCCUGUUUCAUUAUUUACAUUAUUUAUUUCACUGUCGUGUCAUAAUUAGCACAUUGCUUUCAUUAUACUGUACAGUCACUCGAUGUUUUUUUCUCUCAUUUUGUCGUUCAUAGAUCAGUGAAUAAAAGCCAGUUUUGCA